This is a messenger RNA of Oryctolagus cuniculus (rabbit), 5426 nucleotides long. NCBI's taxonomy places the organism in Eukaryota, Metazoa, Chordata, Mammalia, Lagomorpha, Leporidae. The record is from RefSeq and is a predicted model, not a curated record.
GGCAUUUCAUUUGGAGGACUUGACUAUCUCUGGCAAGAUCCCUCUUGAGUAUCCUCUUCCUUCACCUCCAAAAAAAUCCUAAUUUUUAUUUCUGAUUUUUGUCCAAGUGUAUAUGGAGUCAAGGAUCCGGACAAUUACAGCAUAUUUUGUCAUUUGGUAUGAUCUAAAUGUAAAUAUUUCAACCUGGAGAGUAUUUUAAGUUUCAAGGUUUGGGUGUGAAGAUCUGUUUUCUGUUUAAGUUAUUAAGCUUUAGUGUCUGGGAAAAUUAAGAUGGAGAGUUAUCAAGUGAAGGCUACCACUGCAACCCAGUACACCACUAAUUACUCACAAAUGAUGAGUUAUCCCAAGAGGUAUACCAGAUGGCCUUCCUUUCCACAAUAUUGGAUACAACAAAUUAUAUUGGUGCAAGUUAACCCUGGGGAGACUCUCACUAUCAAGUCUAAUGAUGGGAACAUUCAAAAUAUACAAGGGCCUGCUGAUGUGCCUCUGAUGUCACCAAGUGGUAUUUUGCCACCUAUAUAUCUUCCUCCUGGUUACAUGUCUCAGGUGGUAGAAGAAAAUGGGAUUCGCAAAAUUAUCAUUGUGCCUCAGACAAUUGACUGUCAUGUGUCCGUGCCUGCUUCAGUGCAAGUACCACAGUUCAUACUACCAUUCUCUCCUGUGUAUCCACAAGCCCCCGAACUGAUGUAUUCCUCAAAUCAAGGAGAAUUCCCACCGCCUUAUAUCCAACAGCCAGGGCCACAGCAGCUGAUGCCACCACCACCACCACCACCGCUGCCACCACCACCACCAGCAACAUUUAUGUACCAACAAAAUCAUGCAACCUAUUCCCAGAAAAGACGAAACUAUAACCAACCUGAUGAAAGGGCUACUAGAAUGGGAGAACAUAUGAGGACAAAACCAAGACAACGUCAAGUUGGUGGACACAAGAGUAACCAUGUGUUUAACAACAACUCCUUGCUUGUAAACAAAACUUAUGGUUUUUCUAAUGUUUUUGAUACUCCAAGCACUUAUAUAAUGAACUGUACUCCAGACACCUACAAUGCAGACAAUCCCUUGAGCGUUUACAAUGCAGACAAUGGUCCGAGAACCUACACUGGUGACAAUACUCUGAGUACCUCCCACAUGGACAGUGUUCAAUGCACCUACGCUGUUGAAAGUACUUUAUGCACCUACACUGUGAACAAUACAUUGAGCACUUAUGCUGUGGAUAAUACUUCAAGUACUUACACAAUUGAGUACCCUCCAAGCACCUACACCACUGACAAAAUUCCCAACAAUUCUUCUACUGCUCACAUCCCUAGCACUUCCACCUCAGAUGCUAUUCAGUGCCUUGCAGCCAGUGAUAGUGUUCCAGGACCUUCUGGCAUUAAUAAUGUUCCCAAGACUAACACGAAUGACAAAACUCCCAGAACAUCAACUAUUGACAGUAUUCCAAGCUCUUCUACUACUGACAGUGCUCCAAACACUUCUAUCUCGGAAAAUAUCCAAAGCACUUGUGCUAUUGACAGUGUUCCCAGUACUUCCAAUACUGCCUAUGCUCAAAUUGAGACUAGUCACAGAAAUAAAUGGAGCACUGUGACAGUCAGCGACAUCAAACAGAAAUCAGGAGGAAAACAAAACAAGAGCCCAUCCUCAAAUGCAAAGGAAAAAGAAGAUGGGAAGUCAUGCUGUUUCAAUAUUGAGAAACCUGUGGUCUCCGAUAUUCAAACAAGAUCUGCAAUAAUUUCAUGGAAUUUGCAUGACUCUGAGAAAUAUCAUCAGACUGAACCUCCUGUAACAUUUGAGUUGGCAAUUUCAAACAGUGGUAAAGACGGAAAAUAUGAAAACAUAUAUAUUGGAAAUGGACUUACAUUUACCCUACUUGAUCUACAGCCAUCCAUGGACUAUUUCUUAAGAGUUACUACCAUCAGAGAUUCACAACAAAGAACUGUGUCUGAAGUGGUUAGCUUCUCAACACCAGGUUGCGAACCGGACCCUCCACUUCCACCCACACUGAUUAACAGAUCCAAGAGCAGCCUGAAUUUACAAUGGAAUGGUUCCAAUGAUAAUGGUUCUAAAAUAAACAGCUUCCUUUUGGAAUGGGAUGAGGGCAAAGGCAAAGACUUCAAAAGUUGUUAUACGGGCACUAUGAAACAGCACAAGAUUCUUAAACUGAAUGCCUCUACAAAGUAUUCAUUCAGAUUAGCUGCCAAAAAUAACUUUGGCUUGAGUGAUUUCAGUGAAAUAGCAGUCUUCCAUACAUCAGGAAUAAUGCCUCCAGCACCAUCACCUCCCAAGCUGAAAGCAGCAGGAAUCUGUAACUUGUCACUAGAAUGGUGUGCCCCGGCUAACACAAACCCAAAUCUCAGUCUUACUUAUGUUCUGGAAAUGGAGGAAGCGGGAUCCGGAUUAGGCUUUAAACCUAAAUACAAUGGAGAAGACCUCUCAUGUACUGUAAGAAAUCUUCAGAGAAGUACUACAUACAAAUUUAGGAUCUUUGCCUACAAUAUGGAAGGAAGAAGUAACUCCAGUGGAGAAGUGAAAUUUACUACCUGUCCAGAUAAACCUGGAUCCCCUACAAAACCAUAUAUAAAGGGAAAGAUCCAUGCACACAAAGUAAAAAUUGGAUGGGAACCACCUACAGAUAAUGGUGGAACACACAUUUCAAGUUACAGUUUAGAAGUUAGUGAAAAUUUAGAUGUGAAUUUCUGGAAUAUAGUCUACACUGGCAACACAAGGGAAUUUCUGUAUAAUAAACUGCAACCUGGAACUACUUAUAAUCUGAGAGUUUUUUGCACUUCACCUGUAGGCCAAAGCCAGCCUUCAGAUAUAUUGACUAUUCAAACACCUGCUCUUUCUCCUGCAUAUUGCCAACCUUCACCUUUAAAUGGUAAAACGAAGUCCACAGAAACCAAACUCCAAUGCGAAAAGCCUCCUGCUGAUAUAAACUUUGACACACUUAUACAUGUCAAAAAGGCAAAAAAUGACCAAGAAGACACAUCAGGACACCCUGGCUCUGAAGUGAGAUGCACACUUGGAUCUCAGUCAAUGAAGUGUGAGACUUUACCAGUCCCAAGUCCUCCUUCUCAAUGGAAAACACCUGUGAUAACCUGCAAAGGACCAACCUGUGUUGUUGUUAGUUGGGGAAUUCCUGAAUGCAAUGGUGCUGAAAUCACUGACUACCGACUAGAAUGGGGACAAAUUGAAGAAUCAAUGCAUUUGAUUUACACCGGCCCUUGUCUGAGUUACAAAGUGAAAGGUCUCAUUCCUGGAACUACAUAUUUCUGCAGAGUCCAGGCUGUCAAUACAGUUGGAGUUGGAAUGUUUGGAAUAACUGGCGUAGUAACCACACCAGCAACUGUACCAGCAGUGGUACCGAUGCUACAUGAAGUUGAGAAGAAAGUUUCUACCAAAUUGGCAUCAUCUUGCAUUGCAAUUCAAUGGGAGGAACCAGACUGCCAUGGUUCUCCAAUCACUGGAUAUAACAUUGAAUAUGGAGACAGAAAAAUUUUGACUAUUGGUAGGAAAACAGAAUGUGUUCUGAAAAAUCUACAGCCUGACACCAUAUACAAAAUCAGAAUCCAAGCCAUCAAUCAUUAUGGAUUAAGCCCUUUUAGUCGGCCAAUAAGAACCAAAACUAAGCCAUUACCACUUGAACCUCCACAACUCGAUUGUGUGGCCUAUGGACACCAAAGCCUCAAACUAAAAUGGGGCUACUCUUCAGCUAAAGGUUUACUUUCCAACCUUAUAAACUACAACUUGUUCAUGUAUAGUCGCUCUGGCAGAUUUUCUGUCAUUUACCAUGGGCCUUCUCAGACUCACAAAGUGCAAAGAUUGGGUGAAUAUACUCAGUACAAAUUUAAAAUCCAAGCAUGUAAUGAAGCUGGUGAGGGACCACUGUCCCGCAUCUAUACUUUCAAGACAACCAAAACACCACCAGCCAUACUUAAAGCACCUAAAUUACAUCAACUGAAUAACAACAUUUGCAAGAUCAAAUGGGAGUCUUUGAAGCCAAUAAAAGGAGAUCCUGUUAUUUACAAUCUUCAACUCAUCAGUGAUAAAGGAACUAACUUGAUUUACAAAGGACCGAACACUUCAUUCUCCUUUUCCAACUUUCUCUCAAAUACGCGUUAUCGCUUCAAGGUUUGUGCUGGACGCCAAUAUAAAAUCUCUACCGGAAUGCAAGAGAUCUGGGGCCCAUAUAGCCCCAGUACUCUUUUUUCAACUCAUAAGCCAAAUCCAAGGGCUGGCAGAGGUGGUAAAGGAAACAAAGGCAGUGGCUCUAAUGAACAAAAAGGUGAAAAGUCCGGGAUGGAAAUAAAUGACAACAUAUUUGUUCUAAUCCUCAUGAUGGGAUUUGCACUUACUGCCAUUCUGUGUGCUGUGGUGAUCCAGAGCUUCUUGAUCAAGUAGUCUAUCUUUGUACUUUUCCACCAUCUUAUUACAUCAAAUACAGACAUUGUUAUAUACAUCUCGGCUGUUUAAAAUUCAUUUUGUAAAAAUCCUUAAAAACACUUACCUAAAAGCAAAAGAACUGCCUUAACAUUUAAUGCACAUCUUUUAAAAAAAAUUGUGACAACAGAUUUUUUUAAGAAAUAGGUUAAUUUUACUUAAUUUCUAAAUUUAUUUUUAUUUAUUUGAAAAGUAGACAGAGAAAAACAGAGCUCUGCCAUUUACUAGCUCACUCCCUAAAUGCCUGCAGCAACUGAGGCUGAGCCAGGCUAAAGUAAGGAGCCCAGAACUGAAUCUAGGUCUCCCAUGUGGGUGGCAGGUACCCACGUAACAGAGCCGUCACUCUGUCUCCCUUGGUGCACAUCAGUAAAAAGGUGGAAAUGGGAGAGAAACUGGGACUCUAGUCAAGGCACUUGGGUAUAGGAUGUGAGCAUUCCAAAAGGUAUCAUAACCCUGUGCCAAAUGCCCAACCUUAGGAAACAGAUCAACUUUAAAUUUCAUAAUUUUAGCAACAAAACACUUCCAUUGAUAUGUAAAACCAACCUCUCAUGGAUACUAGUUCUUGCCUUAAUUUUCCAAAUGAAUAUUUUGCAAACUUUUUAGAAUUUUAAGAAAACAACAUUUUGGAAUAACAGAAAAAUCAAUUCUACAUGUCAACUUACUUUCAUAUGAAUGAAUUAAAAAGUAUCUACCAGGCAUGGGCUAAGUUAUGGUACAGCAAAUUGAGCCAUUGCUUGGGAUGUCUGCAUUCCAUAUUAGAGUGUCUGGGAGAUUCUGGGCUCCUCUUCCAAUUCCAGCUUCCUGCUAUUGCACACCCUGGGAGGCAUCAGGUGACGGCCCAAGUAGUUGGUUUCCUGCCACUCAUGUGGGAGACCCUGGUUGAAUUCCUGGCCCCUUGCUUCUGCCUGGUCUAGCCGUAGCUGUUACAUGUAUAUGGGGACUGAACCAGCAGGUGGAGAACUCUCCAUAUUUCUCAUGUUCUUUCUCUGCCA